Molecule: messenger RNA, 3060 nt
Organism: Perca fluviatilis (European perch)
Lineage: Eukaryota; Metazoa; Chordata; Actinopteri; Perciformes; Percidae
Gene: arl13b
Product: ADP-ribosylation factor-like 13b
Exons: 10
Coding region: 387-1619 (410 amino acids)
Biological process (GO): non-motile cilium assembly; receptor localization to non-motile cilium
Cellular component (GO): non-motile cilium; ciliary membrane; motile cilium
Molecular function (GO): GTPase activity; GTP binding
Source: RefSeq, a predicted model, not a curated record
UACGGAAGGUGACGUAAGCACGUCUGCAGCCUAGCAGCAGAAAAGACGGCGUAAACAAAGCGGCAGCUACAAGUCAGCUAACGCUAAGAAACGUUAGCUCAUGUUUUCGUGAGUAAAAUACUUUAUCAUAGUUGCAUUCGGUUAUACGUGAAACCCUGUUUUAUUUUAUUAGUGAGCACGACUUUCAUUCGUAUGGUAACAGACUCACUCAUGCGCUGAGAUUGAAAUUAAACGAGUUACCAAGAUACCGUUAUCGCUAACAUUAGCUACAUUAGCUCGCUAUGUAGCCAAUUUAGGUCGAUCAGCUGGCUAAACAAGGUUGGAUAGUGGUGUGACGCCUAGGGCUCGAUGACUACUUGAUCCCAGUCAUCUGGACUUGGACUGCGAUGUUUAGCCUGAUGGCGAAUUGCUGCAACUGGCUGAAACGUUGGCGAGAGCCUGCAAGGAAAGUGACUCUAGUUAUGGUGGGACUGGAUAAUGCAGGGAAGACAGCCACAGUACGAGGAAUCCAAGGAGAGAAUCCCGAGGAUGUGGCUCCUACAGUGGGCUUUUCCAAGGUUGACCUGAAGCAGGGCAAGUUCGAUGUGACCAUCUUCGACCUGGGCGGCGGGAAGAGAAUCCGGGGCAUCUGGAAGAACUACUAUUCGGAGUCGCACGGCGUGGUGUUUGUGGUGGACUCCAGCGACGUCCAGAGGAUCCAGGAGACACGGGAGACCAUGGCCGAGGUCCUCCAGCACCCACGCAUCGCGGGGAAACCUGUGCUAGUGCUUGCCAACAAACAAGACCAAGAGGGAGCGCUGGCUGAGGCAGACAUCAUUGAGAACCUGUCGUUGGAGAAGCUUGUUAACGAGAACAAGUGUCUCUGUCAGAUCGAGCCGUGCUCAGCCGUUCUAGGCUAUGGCAAAAAGUUCGACAAGUCCAUCAAGAAGGGCAUGAAGUGGCUCCUCAACAACAUUGCCAAAGACUACGAGGCCAUCACUGAGCGCGUGCAGAAGGACACGGCAGAGCAGCGCGCACAGGAGGACCAGGACAAGAAGGAGAGGGCGGAGAGAGUGCGGCGGAUACGGGCGGAGAGAGAGCGCCAGGAGCAGGAAGAGGCCGAACGUGAGGGCAUGCAGAUCCAGGAGGAGGAGCUUGAUGAUGAAAACAUUCCCAGCCCCUUCCAACCAAUCAGCAACGUGAUUACGGAGAACGAGGAUAAAGAAAAGGAGAGGAAGAGGCAACAAGAGCAGCAGGCGGCGAGGACCAACAGCCCGAAGACGGAUGCUGAUCAAGAGGAAGAGGAGAACGACGACGACGACGACCAAGAGCCAGACAACACAAGACAAACGCCGGAAAAUCCCAGUUCAGCCACAACAGGCGAGCAAGACAAAAAGAAGACGAGGAAGCUGCACCUGAAGAGGAAGCACAGGGUGGACCCGCUGAGGACGGACGACGGGCCAGCAGAGAGCCCCACCCCUCCACCUCCUCCAGUGGGAUGGGCCACACCCAAAGUUUCUAGGCUGCCAAAACUAGAACCACUCGGGGACUCGAGACAUUCUGAAUUUUACAAGAAGCCUCUCCCGCCUCUCGCGAACAAGCCGCGGCCUAACGGUGACACUCAAGACGUCAUCGUUUAGCCUCCUUUACUGACUGGGGUCCUCCGAUCACGGCUCUCUGGCUUUCUGUCUCACGCGAGCGGUGUGUAGACAACCAAACCGAAGAGACACUGCAGACAGGAGCCUCCUGACGUGGGAGCCGGGGAGCGCCGAAAGUGCGACAGACACGAAACCCGGGAGCAACAUGAGAAAUGAAGUCCUGCUCAGAAGCUCUUAUGUGGUUCCACAAACUGACACAUUUUCAGAAACCAUGAACAUGCCUGAACUGAUUUUAUGUCAGUGUUCUGUCUCCCCUCAACAAAAGCACAUUCGGUGCUGAACUCUUUCCGCUACUGUAGACUGAAACCUCAUUGUUUUUAUUGUGAAUAUCAGUGUUAGACGGUUUGGACUCCAUUUGUCCAGCUGAAAUGCUUUUAAUUGACAAAGAAUGUAAAUCUGUCAGCUAUAACCUUAUAUAUGUUUAUGUCUGUUACUGAAUAAUGGAUUUGUAUACACGCCGCCAGUAAAAAUGACCAUAUUUUAUUCAUUAAUUUGGCACCUUUUGGUUUUGUAGUGUAAACAAAGGUGUGUGUGUGUGUGUGUGUAUAUGAUCUCUUGGAGGUCUUAAGUGGCUUUUCACAGCUGAGUGCUUUAAAUGUGAUCUUUUUAAAGUUGGAAACAUUUCCCUUUUCGCAACACCUAAAUGAGGUGAAUUGUGGGAAUGAUUUGCUACACUACACUGUACUGUACGUGGGAAAAGUGUUCCACUACACAAUUGUUAAUUGGUCAGUUUUAGUACUGAAUUUCUUUUGAAAGUUUUUACGGCCACGAAAAGAUUAGUUAAAUCUGUAAUUGGGAACAUUUUCUGUCCCUUGCCAGCAGCAUCAUAAAGGUCUUUUUAUUCAUUGUUAAUAUAAAAAUAUAUUUGUCUUUGUCUACAGGGCUACAGAUUAUUUUUUACGCAUUCUGCUGUUUACACUGUGUAUCUGUUUUUAAAGUGAUAUUUCUCUCGAGGCAGGAGCCUCAGACUUGCUGCCUCUUGGGUGGCCCUGAGGUGUGUGAGCCAGUGCUGUUGUUGUUCCAGCUUUUCUUACUCCGUCUCCUGCACCCAUUUUCACUUUGAAAAUAGCUGAAAAUAGCUAAAAAUUAUUGCAUCUCAGAAAACCCAUAUCUGGAGAAAGAAGAACUUGGAACACAACAUUGCCCCAGUUAAGUUUCUGUGUGUUGGAAGAGUUUCAGUGGGAUGAUGAGGGAGUAGAAGGUAUCAUUACACCGACACCUGGAACAGCCAGUAUUGGGUCAGAACACAUGAGAAUAUGUGUAGCAAAAGAAACCCCAUGAAAUGGAACCGUAAAACUACAAUAUAUUUCAAAUCUAUAGUACAGCACUCACUCUCUUGUUAAUGAGGUAGAUGUCUGAAAAAAAUAUAUUUUCUACCCAGUUUGAAUUUUAUUACCGCAAAAUUAAAGAGGUUUUAAAUAUA